AUGGAAGGUCCUUCUAAUUCUAGGCGUUCAACAGUGUAUUCGGCUAAGGGUAUGGUAUCGUCUACCCAACCUCUUGCAAAUUCGGCUGGAAUUAAAGUUAUGUCAAAUGGUGGCAACUGUGUUGAUGCAUGCAUUGCGAUUUCAGCAUGUUUAUGUGUAUUGGAGCCGUCGUCCACCGGUAUCGGGGGCGAUUGUUUUGCCUUGUUUUAUAAGAAUAGAGAUAGGAAAGUAUAUGGUCUAAAUGGAACAGGGAGGUCUGCAUCAGGACUUAAUAUCGAUUGGCUUAAAACAAAUCAACCAGAUCAUAUUUUACCUAGUAUGAGAUUUAAAGACGACUCUGUAUUCAAGGUUCAGGUUCCCGGUCACAUCGCUGGAUGGUACGAUCUACACGAAGCUUGGGGUAGUGGGAAAGUCACUAUGGAAGAGAUUUUACAGCCAGCAAUUGACCUAGCAGAGAAUGGCUUUGUCGUUUCGCAAAUAAGUGCAUCACUCUGGAAAGAGGCGGAGGAGAAAUUGAAGAAUCAGAACAAUUGUGACGAUUUGUCCAUUUUCCUUCCUAAUGAAGAUCUCACGGCGCCAGUAAGAGGCCAAUUUAUGAAGAAUACACAUCUAGCAGAUACCUUAAAGAUAAUUGUAAGAUUUGGCAAGAAAGGAUUUUAUGAGGGUGAAGUAGCUGAAUCAAUGAUUAAUGAGCUAUCGAAAAGAGGAUCAUUAAUCUCAAUGAAAGACCUUGCAAAUCAUACAUCAACCUUUGUCGAGCCUAUUUCACUUUCAAUUCUUGACCAUAAACUAUGGGAAAUACCACCGAGCGGUUCAGGUAUUAUAGCAUUACUCACCCUAGGUCUUAUUGACCAAUUAGAUAAGAAAGGUACAUUGAAGAUGAGAGAAAUGAAGCAUAAUUCUGUAGAAUAUUUGCAUAUGAUAAUUGAAUGCUUGAAGCUCAGUUUUAAAGAUUCAGAUGAAUAUGUGAAUGAUUACGAGUUCUUUACCAAAGAAUACAACUUAGAUCAAUCAGUUUCUCUCGAAAAUUUGUUACAACCAGAGUACCUUACGAGGCGUAUAGAACUGUUUAGUGUGGAUAAAAUCAUUUCGAACCACGAAGUUGGACAUGGUAUUCCAAAUCCAAUGUUCAAGUCAGAUACAGUUUACAUGACAGCCUCGGACUCCGAAGGCAAUGCAUGUUCGUUUAUUAGCUCUCUAUACGAAAAUUUUGGGAGUGGUAUACUUGUUCCAAAUAGAGGUUUUGCAUUACAGAACCGGGGCGGCAACUUUAAUUUGAACCCAAAGAGCAAGAAUUGUCUCGAAGGGAACAAAAGAUCCUAUCACACUAUAAUUCCUGGCAUGAUCACUACUCCUUCAAAGUUAUCACCGCUGAAGGAAGAUUUGUUUGCCAGCUAUGGUAUUAUGGGUGGAUAUAAUCAACCACAAGCACAUGUGCAAGUAUAUUUGAAUAUGCUACUUUUUAAUAUGGAUCCACAAGAAGCAUUGGAUGCACCAAGAAUCUCGUUGUUUCCACAUCCAGACUUUGAACAUACUGAUUUAGGCCUCGGAUCUGAUGGACCAACUAGUAGGGCCGUUACUUGCGUCGGAAUUGAAGAUGGAAUUGCAACGGACGUUAUUGAAGGACUCAUCAAGUUAGGUCAUGAAACCAAAAUUUUCCAGGGCAAUGAAAGGAAACUCUUUGGAAGAGGACAAAUAAUUCGUAAAGAAUCGGGACCAGAGACUAAGGGAGAAUUAGUAUAUAGUGGUGGCAGUGAUAUGAGAGGUGAUGGUGCUUCCGUUCCUUUGAUCUGA
Molecule: messenger RNA, 1794 nt
Organism: Debaryomyces hansenii CBS767
Lineage: Eukaryota; Fungi; Ascomycota; Pichiomycetes; Serinales; Debaryomycetaceae
Product: gamma-glutamyltransferase family protein
Exons: 1
Coding region: 1-1794 (597 amino acids)
Source: RefSeq, a predicted model, not a curated record